AUUCAGUCACGUGCCCGAUGAGCGAGCGGCUGUAGUUAGCGUUCCUGUCCUGUACCGAACAAACACACUAAUACCAGCUUAAAUAUGUCAAAUCACUGAAUCAUUUCUGCGGCACGGUAAGACGUUUCCUGCUGUUGCUCAAGUGUAGCCGAGCUUAGAUCAUAGAUGAGAAAGCGGAGCUCAGCUGUCCAUUCAGCCGCCUGAGAGCGCUGCUAGCUAGCCACUAAUUUACACACAAUGCUAUUACAGCAAGCGGGCUCCUGACAGGCUGACACUGGGUGCCUCUAAAAUAGCUGCUCUCUGAAUCGUCGACCCGGACACUGUUCAUCCGGACCGAGCACGAUGAGAGACAGCAGUGUUGUGUUACAGAGAUAAUGUUAGCAUCAGUGUAUUUGUUACAGAUAUCUAGCGGCAGUUAGCUCAGGCAUGUAGACUGAAAGCUAAUAAACGACGAUAGCAAUGUGACCUUAUGAUGAACCAAUGCAAUCUCUAGAUGUUUCAGGAAAUAAUAGUGCAAACUACUACUGCUGAGGACAAAAAUUAACCCCCAGAAAUGAAAAUUCUGGCAACAUUUAAUCGCCUUCAUGUCAAUCCGCUUUCUGUUUUAGAUAUUUUAAAGAAUAUUUAUUUAGAUAUUUUAAGAAGUGGCACAGUGGUUUUUGUCACCGUGAAAGUCACUGGAAACCGAAACUGUUCUUCAAAAUAUCUUCUUCUGAAUUCAUCUGAAUAAAUAAAGUCAUACAGUGUCAUCAGGCUGAACGAUCAUUUUAUAUGCGUAACUUAAUUGUUUUAAGAUCUACGCAUUUCAUGAAAUAUAACGAAAUUCCUGUUACCCCCCAUAUAUAUAUUAAUCUUGGGUUUAGACUGUACAUUUAAAAAUUGUAGUAGCACAUUCUUCAUCACAUAUUAAAUAUGCUCAGUUUAUUAUUUAAUUAAAGGGAUAAUUCACUCAAAAAAAAGAAAAUUCAAUCAUGAUUUACUCACCUUCACGUUGGUCCAAACCAACUUUUUUGUUCCACGCAAGCGAGAAAGUUCAACAGGUAGACUUUCAACAGGAGGGGGGUUUGAGACUAAUGCGGGGCACUACGGACCGGAAACAUGCAGCAGAAGCGCAACAUUCAGAUCAUAGAAUGGGAGGACUUGGACAAACGCAAGUUCUACUCCUUCGGGGUCUUCAUGACCAUGACCAUCCGCGCCACGGUCUACCCGGCCACGCUGAUCCGCACCAGGCUGCAGGUUCAGAAGGGGAAGUCUCUCUACACCGGGACCUACGAUGCCUUCCGAAAGAUUCUGAGAGCUGAGGGUCUGAGAGGACUUUACAGGGGCUUCAUGGUGACCACAUUCACGCUCAUAUCAGGGCAGGCGUACAUAACCACCUACGAACUGGUAAGGAAAUAUGUCUCCAACUAUUCUAAAGACAAUGCGGUGAAGUCCCUAGUUGCGGGAGGCUCUGCCUCACUGGUGGCCCAGAGCAUUACCGUUCCCAUAGACGUCAUAUCACAGCAGCUCAUGAUGCAGGGCCAAGGGGAGCAUCUGACCCGCUUUAAACUCAAACCCACAAUGGAAGCAACGCACUCUGUAUUUUUCGGCCAGACGAGAGACAUCAUUGGGCAGAUAUUUGCUGCGGAUGGCAUUCGUGGCUUUUAUCGAGGAUAUGUGGCGUCUCUCCUCACAUACAUCCCCAACAGUGCCGUUUGGUGGCCGUUUUACCACUUCUAUGCAGAGCAGUUGUCUAAGAUGGCUCCCAGUAACUGUCCUCAUCUCUUGCUGCAGGCAGUGGCUGGACCUCUGGCAGCUGCCACUGCCUCCACUGUCACCAACCCCAUGGAUAUCGUCAGGGCCCGGGUUCAGGUGGAGGGCAGGACGUCAGUCACUGAGACCUUCAACCAGCUGAUCAGAGAGGAGGGAUUCUGGGGUAUGACCAAAGGCCUCUCUGCUCGCAUCAUAGCCUCAGCACCCACAGCAAUAGUCAUGGUAGUCGGUUAUGAAACUCUGAAAAAGCUCAGCUUACGCCCAGAGCUGGUUGACUCGCGACACUGGUAAAAAAAAAGAAAAAGAAA
This is a messenger RNA of Carassius gibelio (silver crucian carp), 2060 nucleotides long. It is a transcript of the gene slc25a44b, whose product is annotated as solute carrier family 25 member 44b. The coding region runs from base 1099 to 2043 and encodes 314 amino acids. The record is from RefSeq and is a predicted model, not a curated record. The transcript is spliced from 4 exons. NCBI's taxonomy places the organism in Eukaryota, Metazoa, Chordata, Actinopteri, Cypriniformes, Cyprinidae. Gene Ontology annotation, molecular function: branched-chain amino acid transmembrane transporter activity. Gene Ontology annotation, cellular component: mitochondrion. Gene Ontology annotation, biological process: branched-chain amino acid catabolic process.